AUGACUAACAGUUGCGAAGGUUCAAGUGCGAGCACCUCAGAAACAUCUUCUUCGCUUACCCCCGUUGGGUCCGACACUCAGAAUGUUGUCUACUGGGGUCAGAACCGUGCCAGCGCUGUUAAGAAUAAUGACUUGUCCACCUACUGCAAGUCAGAUUCCGAUAUAGAUAUCAUUGUAUUCGCCUUCUUGAACCAGUAUGGAAAUGGCCAGACCAUUCCAUCUGGCUCAAUUGGCCAGUCAUGCUCCAUAUCAGCGUCUGGCGAGCCUCGGCAAUGUGACACCCUAGCCGCGGCUAUCCAGCAAUGUCAGUCAAAUAGGAUUAAGGUGAUAUUGUCCUUGGGUGGUGCAGUAGGCAACUACUCGCUCUCAUCCCAACAAGAAGCAGAGAUCAUCGGACAGAAUCUAUGGGAAGCGUAUGGCAAUACGGACGGAAGCAAUAUCCCCCGACCCUUCGGUAGCACCUUCGUCAACGGCUAG
Penicillium canescens is the source of this 477-nucleotide messenger RNA. RefSeq lists its product as uncharacterized. Gene Ontology annotation, molecular function: chitinase activity. The coding region runs from base 1 to 477 and encodes 158 amino acids. Gene Ontology annotation, cellular component: extracellular region. Lineage: Eukaryota; Fungi; Ascomycota; Eurotiomycetes; Eurotiales; Aspergillaceae. The transcript is spliced from 2 exons. The record is from RefSeq and is a predicted model, not a curated record. Gene Ontology annotation, biological process: carbohydrate metabolic process.